Chelmon rostratus (copperband butterflyfish) is the source of this 4891-nucleotide messenger RNA. Its product is annotated as zinc finger protein 135. The coding region runs from base 173 to 1645 and encodes 490 amino acids. Gene Ontology annotation, molecular function: RNA polymerase II cis-regulatory region sequence-specific DNA binding; DNA-binding transcription factor activity, RNA polymerase II-specific. The record is from RefSeq and is a predicted model, not a curated record. Gene Ontology annotation, cellular component: nucleus. Lineage: Eukaryota; Metazoa; Chordata; Actinopteri; Chaetodontiformes; Chaetodontidae. The transcript has 3 exons. Gene Ontology annotation, biological process: regulation of transcription by RNA polymerase II.
UGCUAACCGACGAGCUGCCGCUGCUCCCCGGCUGGAUGUGACACAGGUGCGUCAAAGAUAACCGCCUCAAGCUGACACCGAGGGCCGAUCCGGGAGAAGCGGGAACGUUCCGGGUUGAACCGCCUUUAGCAGCUCCUCUCCCUCUUCUUGUUCCUCCUCGCCUCGGUUCAGGAUGGAGGACUCGGAGACGGAGCUGGCGGUGUCGGAGUCGGAUGCCCUGGGCGCAGACUUCAUCACGGUGGAGUUGGACACGCAGCCCAUCGAGUACGUGGUGAAGUGGGCGGAGGUCGGCUCCAAGUUCACCAUCUCCUGCGUCAAGAAGGACUCGGACGACCCGGCCGACCUGACAGCCGAGCAGUUGAAGAUUGAGACGGACGAGGCCUUCUUUGCUCCCUACGAGGAGGUGUACCCCUGCGAGGUGACGGAGCAGAGUGUGGAGAUAAAGACGGACUCUGACGAGGACGAGGAGGACACCGAGGAGGAGCAGGAGGUGCUGGUGGAGGCGGGGAGCAGCCAUCUGGACGGUGGGGUCGACUCGGACCAGGCCGACUUUGAGCCGGACGAGCGCCAGUACCGCUGCAGCUACUGCGGCAAGUGUUACAGCCACGCCUCCAGCCUGUACCGCCACCAGCAGACGCAUACCGGGAAGAGCGGUGGGGUGCCGCCGGCCGCCAAACGGGCGCUGGAGCCGACACAUCAGGAGGCGCGCUACACCUGCCCUCACUGCGGGAUGAGCUUCAAAGGCAGCAGGAUGCUCGGGAGUCACCUGCGGCUGCACGGGAAGCGGCGGAUCCACCCCUGCAACAUCUGCGGGAAGGAGUUCAACCACAGCUCCAGCCUGUCACGUCACCGCCUCAUCCACAAGAAAGGAAAAGGCCUCCCUAAGGACGUCGCUCUGGGCCCCAACAUCUCCGCCCUGCGCCAUUCGCUGAAGGCUGGUGGCAAGAACAAGAAGACCAAGAGGCAGCAGCAGAGGCAGCAGCAGCAUGUGGCGGCCGCCAUCAUUCAGACUCAGGGCGGCGAUAAGUUCUACGCCUGCCCGCAGUGUGACAUGAGCUUCAGGACAUCCACCCAGCUGUCCAAACACCAGGUGACCCACGUCAAGGAGCUGCUGGACAACUACACACCUGGCAAGGAGAACCUGGGCGAGAGCUCGUCCGACCUCAAGAUCCGCCUCAAGCUCUGUUCUCGUGACAAGCCCAACUUCUACACGCUCUGCAAGAAGAACCGCCGCAGGCGGGGGGGAAGGGCCGGCAAACGGGGCUCCGCCAUCUCUGAGGAGGAGGAAGGAGGAGGAGGAGGAGGAGGAGCCAGUCGUCAUUGCUGCAGCCAGUGUGGGAAGCGGUUCAGCCAUGCCUCCAGCCUGGCGCGGCACCAGCAGACCCACAGGGUGGUGGAUGGUGGCGGGCGGGGGAAGCUGCAACAGCACCAGAAGCAGCUUCAUGUCAAGGCUGGACUCCCCACUGCCAAGACCAAGACCUACACCUGUGCGGCCUGCAACAAGACCUUCAUGCACUCGUCCAGCUUCUCCCGCCACAAGAAGGCCCACCUGGAAGAGGAGCAGCGGGCCCAAGCUGCUGCCGCCAAGCGUCGGAAGAGAGUUGUCUUAGAUGAGACCGCUCCACUGGAGUCUGACUCGGAGUGAAGUCACCCGGCUCUGGACUGGGUUUGGGCCAGUUCUGGACCUGUUCUUGGUUGGUUCUGAAUCAGCACUGACUGGUUCUGGACUGGUUUGGGACCAGUUCUGGAAAAGUUCUAAUUUAGACAAGUUCUGGACCAGUUCUCCACCAGUUCUGGAUCAGUUGGAGACAGAUUCUGGGUCGUUCACCGAAGUUUGUUUGUUCAGGUUUCAGGAACUGGAAAUGGUUGAUUCUUUUCUGGUGUAGAUAGCAGCAGGACAUUCGGUCGCACGGCGGCGAGAUCUCCACAUAUGGUAAAAACCAUAUAUGGUCAUAACCGACUGUUGGCUAAUUGCUCUUCAGGAUGGGAUUAGAUUUAAAGUGUUACCCUACUUCCCUGCCCCGCCCCCUGCCCCGCCUGUCCUUCACCUGUCUAUUAAGUUGCACACAGAUGCUGUUCACUUUCAUUCUGCCCUCUCCACACUCCAUUUCCCAUCAGCCACCAGGACAGAGAACUGAAAGGUACUGUCAUCUGUCACAGGCCACGCCCACCUGACGCCAUACUUCAGGAGUCAGCACGUAGAGCAUUAUGGGAAAAUAGGUUUCUACUGAAAAGAUUAAUCUCAACAAUAAAACCUGUCGACUCAGUUUAAAUUUGAUUUAGCUGAAGAAUCGUUGAAGUGCGGCGGUCACAGUGUGACGGCAGCAGGUCACUUCAGCUGUACGGAAGUUUAUUGAUGACAAAAGUUCCAACAAAAACUACAGAAAGCACGAAAUAAAUGUGGCAUUAAGUCAACUACAGCUACAACAACUUUUGUAAGUAAAAACCUUCAAAAACAUCAGAUAUUGUCAAACAAACCCCGCCCCUCUGUUCCUCCAAUCAAAUGAAGGUGUCUCUCCCUCUUUAAAUCCUAUUGGUCUACAGUUUGGUCAGCUCUAUCACUGUGUUGAAUUUGCUCCAACAACAGAAAAUAUGUCACAUUAUGGAAAAUAAACCGGUUUUCUGAGAUAAAUCAUGAUUUUAUACAGUUUUUCUCAAAAUUUUGAAAUUUGAGAUUGAAUCAACAACCUGAAAUUUUGAUGGAGGAAAAUGUCAGAUAAUGAAAUUAUUUUAUUAUCUAUUAUUCUCUCUUCUAGUUUGAGCGACAUAAAAAACAAAUUCAUAUUUUUCAGAUCUUCUAACAUACGUCUGAAUUUAAAAAGAGCUGAAACUAAUAGUUAUUUUUUAUUAUUGACUAUUCAGUUUGUUUUUAUUAGUGGUUAUUAGGGAUCCUAAUUUUAUUUCAAAGAUAUUAUUUACUGCGAGAAGAAAGAAAUCCUUGUUUUGAAGAAUCUGAUGGACGUUUGAUAAAAAAUAACUGAAAAAAUUAAUUGAUUAUCAAAAUUACUGCAGAUUUUCUGGUGAUUGAUUAAUCGAUCCAGUUUAAAAUCUUCUCCGUGUUUCUGAACAAUAAAACCAACAAGAGUCUCUUCAUAGAAGCUGGAGUUAUUUACGUUGUCAAGAAACCUCCGUACAGGUCUGAUUACGUCUGAACAAGGACUUGAUAAGACCAAGUCUGAUCAGGUCUGGGUCUGAUCAGGUUCAGCUCUGAUCACGUACGGGUCUGAUCAGGUUUAGCUCUGAUCAGGUCUGGGUCUGAUCAGGUUGAGGUCUGCUCAGGUUCAGCUCUGAUCAGGUAUGGGUCUGAUCAGGUUCAGGUCAGAUCAGGUUCAGCUCUGAUCAGGUCUGGGUCUGAUCAGGUUCAGGUCUGAUCAGGUUCAGGUCAGAUCAGGUUGGUUGUCGAAUUAGGUUCAGGUCUCUUUAGGUUCAGAGUAGCUCCACGUCCGUUCUCCACCCUCUGUGACACCACUGCCCAGUUCCCUUCUGGUUUAGCUCAGAGUGAUUUUGAUUGGCUGAAGUUCUUAUUGGCACAAUGUUCUGAUUGGUUCCUUCAUAUUUUUUAAGGUUAAAAUGUGAAAUCCGAGCAGACGAGAUGAUUGGUCAAAGCUGGCAUUCCUCCACAUUAACGUUUGCAUGAAGACUAUAACCUUCAGCUUGUCGGCCAUAUUUGUAGUUUUUCAGCUGUGUGCGUGUUUGAUGACCGGUCUGCGGCGUCUGACGUUCGGAUUUCUCGUUUUAGCAGCAGACUGGUCGUCCCGUGGAGGUCGAAGGGGAAACUGCACUACUUAUUUAUGAAUUUGGAACAAUGUUGUAAUAUAUAAAUAUAAAUGGUAUUUAAAUGUGAUUCACAAGUUAAAAUUAAAAAAAGAAAUACAAGAGAGUGGCCGAGCCUGGCCUAGUUGCCCUUGUUACCGUAGCAACACCACCACCACCUUCAGCAUCAUCAUUGUCAACAGCAUCAGACAGGAAACGACUUCGACAGACGACGCCGUCGUCCAGCAGACGUCCAGUUUUUCAAAGUUCAAGCCUCCAGAACAGAAUCCUGUGAGGUAAAAGCUGAUUUCUUGUCACAGGUUUCGGAGAUUUGCAGCAAAAAGAGAAAUUCAGCAGAAGUAACGUGUUGACGAACUAAAGAAUUCGAGUCGUCUUAAUUGGUUGACGGAAACGACGACAGUUCAAACACAGAGCAGCUGUUUUCAAAAAGUGAAAGUGAGGCUUUGAGACGGGGACGGGCAUCCGUCUGAGAUCUGUCGAUGGAUUUAACGAAUCGAUCCUGUGAACUUGUUCCAGUACAGAAGCGGAUUUUUGGUAAAUACUUGGACGUUAUCUAAGGACUGUAACAGACAUCUUGGAACAAAUAUGGACUGACUUCACGUCAGGCUUUUCCCUCCCUGACAGAUGGAGCAGCUUCAGCCAAAUUAAACCAUCACUUGUGGACUUUGGCGGACCUCGAAGUCCACCGCCUCCUGCCCCCCUUCUCUUUUGUUUCCUGCUUGUGGAGCCGUCUGGCAGCGGCGAACACUUUGACUUUGUGAAUAACAUUUUACUGUGUGAAUUGGAUUUGACUUAAUUUAAUGGUGACCUAUUUAUAAGUGUGUGUAGGCGGCGGACGGUCGCACUGCAAACCUCCCGUAGAUCUUAAAAGGAAGUUCCUCCUCCUGCUUUUCACCUUCCUGGUUUGUGUUUUCUCAGUUCCGGGCCUUAAAGCUGACGUUCUCCUCUUUCUGUCCACAGUUCUGCAUUUUGGUCCAUGUUGUGUUGGUUUGUUUUCUCUUGGGUUCGUGGUUCCAGUGAAGCUUCACCUGCAGAUAGAAGGUUGUUUGUCAUUGUAUCGUGUUUGCCAAUAGAAUAAACCCAGUUGACAUGUCUUGCGUUUUGUAAUAAACCUUUA